AGGAGUCGUGAGCAAGUCGGCGUUGCGAAGAACAAACCCUGAGGGCUCAAUAUGUUGAACGCGUCUUGAACGGCUGGUGAUUGUUGUCCAGGCUCACCAGCCAUUCCAAUCCUGCUCCUGUUCCGAAUACGUACUGUCCGAAACAUGCCAUGCGGAUGCUCUGAGCCGCUCGCACCUGAACGAAUCCAUCGGUAAGUGUUUGUCGUUCUGCGAUUGUUGUGGGCAUGUUGUUGUUAUCGCAAUGAAGGUAGGGUUGGCGCUGGCAAAGAUGGGGGCCAAAUCCAUUUCCAUCUUUCUCUCGUUUCUUGGCAAUGUCAUGUGAUCGUCUAGCUUGAAACUUCGUUUUGAUUCAAAGAUCUUCCGUCCCUUCCGUCCCUUCCGUCCCUUCCGUCCCUUCCCCUCUGAUCGUCAAUCGUGCAGGGGCCACGGGAAAGAGAGUAGAGUAGUAUCGUCUGGUCUCCUCCACGAUUGUAAAUUUACUUCGUGCCAGGACUUUCCAUUAACAUCGCAAGAUCGGUUUCAAAGAACUGCAUAAUGCCGCGGACCUCAUCAUCGGUUGACUACUCUCUUUCCCUUCCCCAGUUCACCAGGUGUUGCUGGAGAUUUUUCCUUCUCAUCUUCUGAUCAAACAAGUGUAUUUGAUUGCGGCUCAAAGUCUAGUGUCCACCUCCCCCCUUCAUUCUGAAGAUCCUCCUCGGUCAUGCGUCCGACUCGUGGAUAAAUGCCGUCUCCCAUAUUAAGCGUAUCUCUGAAGUUUGUCAAUCUCAAGUUUGGACUUUCUACUCGGCUCUUCCCUGCUGCAUGAUCACGGAACCUCUCCAUGAAGAGGCAACUGAUGUUUCGGCGAUCAGCUAACGACGAAUGCCGCGUUGCGAGUGGCUCCAGCAACCUCAAACCCCACAAUCUUUUAUCUACAUUUUCAUACCGGGUGCGCAAUGCUCAUCAAUUAGAUUUCCCGAAACGAAAUGCAGGCAGCUCAGAAACAUGAGACGAAUGAGAGCGAAACUCUAUCCGACUUCCGCCUGCGAGUUUGGCAAGAUGCGCCGAGCCCAUAUAAAGUGUUUGUAUGACCCACGCUAUGGCUCGAACCAGUUUUUGCCGUUUGAUCAUCAGUCUUCCUUCACUUAAGCAUCUCCCGCUGUCUUGUUGCCAAGAUGCAUUCCACUCUUUUGUUUGCCUCGCUGUCUUGCGCUUUCACCGUCCUUGCUGCCGAGUCUUGCAUAUGCACGCAGUUCUCUCAGAUCGCUCGUGCGGUUGAGAACUGCACGGACAUUACCCUCCAGGGCAUCGUCGCUCCAUCAAAUAGUACUAUCAACCUUUCAAAGCUGCAGAAAAACUCCCGGGUUACCUUUGCAGGUACAACGUCGUUCGAGUUCACAAAUUCAAGUGACUUCAACCCAAUAAGCAUUGGUGGCAAGAAUGUCACCAUCACGAUGGCUCCAGGCGGAGUGAUUGAGGGGAACGGAUCAUUAUAUUGGGAUGGUCUAGGUUCCAACGGUGGUGUACCCAAACCAAACACAUUCAUCAAAGUCAAAAUGACCGAAGGAUCAGUGAUCGAAAAUCUUCAGAUCAAGAAUUGGCCGGCCCAUGGAUUCGCCGUAGACGGAUCAUCAGACCUCACAAUCCGCAACAUUUUCAUGGACAACCGAGCAGGGGACGCACCAAACAGUCUCAGUGGUGGCAAGAAUGCUGCUCACAACACUGACGGCUUCGGCGUCAAGUCGAGCAGCAAUGUUCUGAUUGAGAACUGUACUGUUUACAACCAAGACGACUGCGUCGCUGUGACGAGUGGGGAUAAGAUCACUGUGUCCAAGAUGUUCUGCUCGGGUACUCAUGGACUGAGUAUCGGGUCCAUCGGAGGGAAAUCGAACAACAACGUCACCAACGUUCUCUUCACCGACUCCAUCAUCACAAACUCCACCAACGGCGCACGCAUCAAAUCCAACUUCAACACCACCGGCUUCAUCUCCGACAUCACCUACAGCAACAUCUUCAUGACCAACGCCUCCGACUACGGCAUCGUUGUCCAGCAGGACUACCUCAACGGCGGACCCACCGGCGUCCCGUCCAACGGCGUCCUCAUCGAGAACGUGCUGUUCAAGAACGUCACGGGGACGGCCGCGGGCAAGGGUAGCAUCAAUUAUUAUGUGCUGUGUGGAGAGGGGAGCUGUAAGAAUAUAGUGUUUGAAGAUGUGAAGAUUACGGGUGGUGAGAACGCUAGUUCGUGUAAUUUUCCGGCGAGUGGAUGUCCGGCGUAG
Cadophora gregata is the source of this 2258-nucleotide messenger RNA. RefSeq lists its product as uncharacterized. The record is from RefSeq and is a predicted model, not a curated record. Bases 1155 to 2258 code for a protein of 367 amino acids. The transcript has 4 exons. NCBI's taxonomy places the organism in Eukaryota, Fungi, Ascomycota, Leotiomycetes, Helotiales, Ploettnerulaceae. Gene Ontology annotation, biological process: pectin catabolic process. Gene Ontology annotation, cellular component: extracellular region. Gene Ontology annotation, molecular function: polygalacturonase activity.